AGGUGAGCUAUUCUCCUCUGACUUCCUUGCAUUUUGCAUCAGCACAGCUCUCAAAGCUAGGCAGAGAUUAGCAACAGUCUACUACUGUACAACCCAGCAACCAGAACACUCACACAUACAGACAGAGCAGACAAGCAGAGACUGGAGAGGCUAAGAUACAGAGGAGAGCGUUUGAUGAACCCUGUAGAACUGGGCUGGAAUGCUGAAGACUUCCUUCUGCAUAUAGUAGGUAAAAGGCUAUGCGUUUCAAAAGGAGGGGGAAGACAUGUUAAGCGCUUUGAUCAACAUGCUGAAAAACUUAACAGAGAGGAACUUUGAAGCUACAUCGAUGUUUGAACUGUCUGAGAAGUUGGAAGAUCCACAUGGUGCGGGGGCAGACAGCUCAGACAGCACUCUAGGAAGCUCAAUAACUGCUUGUAAGAAGGUACUGUGCAGCACCAGCUUGCUGGAUUCCACAGAGUACUGGUUGCGAAAUGAAGGGGCACUGUGCCGAAUUGGAUUAAUGGAAGACAAGACUGACAAUAGCUGUACCACAAUCUGUUUUGUAAAUCUUGAUGAUAACAGCACAGAUUGUAGCAAUGAGAAAUUAACACAGAAACUGGCCACCAUAUCUUCUGAUCUUCCGAAGCUUAUCGAUUCUCUGAAUGUGCGUCAACCCAAGGAAAACGAAAUCUUCCUCCUUAGUGGGUUGGAUGCAUGUGAUAACCUCCAGCCGGAUUCGGAGUUCCACCAGAGUUGCAGAGCAGCCAAUGUGUGCCUGGUUCAGAGUGCUAGAGAAAAGAAGAAAAAAACCCACCCCAGCUGUAUUAUUUAUGAAAUAAACAAGUUUCUGAUUGGACUGGAGUCCGGUCAGGAAAGACAACUACAACUAGACCGGUCUGGCAAUGCCAGACCUGAAGAUGAUACCAAUCGCUCUGUGUCAUCAAUCGAAGAGGACUUCCUCACUGCAUCCGAGCACCUGGAUGAUGAGAGUGAGGAGGACGGCUUCAGAAAUGGUACUAAUCACUACAGAAUUUCUGAUAGAGACAAUAAUGAUGCCACCGACCUCUUCUCAGGUGUCAGAAACACAGAAGAAAUGAGGUUAGGCAGCCGACCAAAUAAAAAGACUCCAUAUUCUGAAUCUACGAAUGCAGCUGCAGAAACUAUGCUGCAUAGCACUGAUAAACCCAUGAAGCAGCAUCACUGUAAUGUACCACUUUCAGAUAUAGUGGGGCACCAGACUGACCACCAGAAAAGACAUCAAAGUACAUGUCAGAGGCAUUGUGCUGUAAGGAGUGCUGAUUCUGCUCAGUCAAGGAAAGCAACUAAGGAUGGACGUCACACUGUAAAUGUUGCUAACACAAGACAAAGCAGCAAAGCACAAUCCGACAUGCAGUUUCCCCUGCAGAACACACAGGCGUCUGCAGGUUAUUAUGCUACAAACUUAGCAGAAUCAGUCCUUCAAGAUGCUUUUAUAAAACUAUCCCAGGCUGAAGCUACAUUCACGACAGAGGCAGCUUUAAGUGUCUCUGCUGGUCAUACAAUACUGACAGCCAGUACAGAAGAGACAAAACCAACCAGGGCAUGGAAUGACCUUCCAAAGAUUGUGAUUGUUCAAAGUCCAGAUAACUGUGAAAUCACACCAGAGUGGCCGGGCACCCCACCUUCGAACACAAGCAACUGGACUCAAUCAGAGAGUCCCAGUGACAUUUUUAACCAAAUAACAGAAGAGAUCGUGAAGCCAUAUAGCUAUUCAACUGGUGGGCAUACGCCUCACCCUGUUGAAGUAGCUUUAGCUUGUGCAGCCAGUGUAAUUGGGACUAUUUCAAGUCCUCAAGCUACAGAAAAACUCAAGUUGGACCAAAGUGCAGCAGAUUUAAAUGUGAUUGUACCUGAGGAACAAACCACGGAGAAAGAGGAGAAGAAGACAGAGAAGGUAGAAGAUGAUCAGGAGGAAUCAUCAGGCAUGGAUUUCUCCUUUUCUUCAGCUCUUUGUGGCAUGGCCCAGGUAGCCAGUGCAAUUGCAGUGGUUGGCCUUGAUGACACACUGGAGGAGAGCUAUUCUAUGUCUCGUGGGCUUCUGUCAGCAACAGAAGCCUCAACGGCCAUUACUCUUCACUGCAGCGUGGCGGUUGGCACAAAAAUCAACCAGUUUACUGCAGGCAUUGCAGAAGUCCUAAUAAAAGAAGCAUCUGCAAUUCUAUAUGAGCCAGAUGUUUAUAAAAGUGUUGGAGAUUUUUUGGAAUCCACUCGCAACAAAGUAGUAGAGAGUGUUGCAAAACUGCAAAGCACUCAUUUAGAGGCAGAUACGGAUGAUUUUGCACAAAUCAUGUCAGAAGCAAUUUUCAAGCUCUCAUUUGAAAGAGCAAAAAAGAAGAAAGAGCUAGAAAGCCCCAAUAAAGACAGCAAUACUGUUUUAAACCCACAAGACAUUCUAGAAAGUACCAAUAAUUUGCUUUUUAAUAUGCUAUAUCUUACAUGUAAGAAGAUUGGUGACAUUGCAAGUCACAAUAAUGGGUCAUUAGACUUAACUGAAGUCAAAAGCUGUUCUACAGAUUGUGAAACAGUUGUCAAGCAAAACAGAGUACUGUCACACAAAUUAUCAGGUUUGCUCGACUCCUGCGAGUCUGAUAAUUGUGACAAUCACAAUAAUCUACUUCAAAGCAGUGAUAAGCUGUCAGGCUUUACCUGUGUUAAGGAAGACAUAAUUGUUCAAGAGAAGGCAACAUAUAUAAAAGAAUUUGAACUCUGCUCUAUGUCACAAAGCAACAAAGACAACAGCUUGUCUUAUUCAAAGGAUACGAAGCAAAGGCCCAGUCAAGUAAAUAUGGAACCUCUCAUCAAAGACUGUACUAACCUUCAAGGCCAAUCCAAUAAUUACAACCUGAAAUACAUGAAAUCAUCUUUAGAUAAUGACAAACCAAAGGCAGUUUUUGAUUUAAAUGAGCUUUCGCGGGAACAGCACUUUAUUAUCCACAACAGUUCAAGCACAGACGUGGAAAAGCAGAAUGGCAGCCUGUUGGUGGAUAAUGAAUAUAAAUUGUCCUCAUUAAGCCCACAACAAUCUUUAUCAUCUCUUCUGCCUGUGGUCCUUCUAAAGCCAGUAUCAGAGAGCAGAUCUCCUGUGACUAGUUUUGCAGAGGAUCUAGCCACAACGGUAGUUUCGAUGGCAACAGAAAUGGCUGCCAUUUGCCUUGAAAACUCGAACGGAAAGCAGCCAUGGUUCUGUGCUUGGAAAGGUGGACCAGAGAACCUUGAUAACUAUUUGGUGCCCUGCAGAACAGUUAAGAGGAAAAAAGAGACACAGAGCAACGCUUCAGUUACCAAAAAACACAGGCCACCAAGACUCAGUGAAAUCAAAAGGAAAACGGAGGAGCAGCCAGAGUUAAAGGAACGUCUCAUGAACAGGGUUGUGGAUGAAUCUAUGAAUUUUGACGAACCUCCUGAUCCUUUCAGGGUCUUUGCCAAUGAGGUGACUGCAAAGAUUAUGAACUGUCCGGAGCUGUCUGUGGUCGAUACCUCAAAACAGGGUCAGUCUCAACCAAGGAACCACUUACACUGUGACAGGUGGAAUAAAGGGAAGGCAUCAAGCUAUGAAAGUAUCCCAGAAGAGGAUGCCUCAAGCUUGAUCAAUACCUUGGGACCAGGAACUAUGCUAGGUCAGAAUCUCAGCAGGGGAGGUUCCAUAUCCAAGCAAUCCAGCUGUGAAAGCAUCACAGACGAAUUCUCUAGGUUCAUGGUAAAUCAGAUGGAAAAUGAAGGCAGGGGCUUUGACCUGUUGCUUGACUAUUAUGCAGAACAAAACGCUGUUAGCAUACUGAGCUCAGCAUUGCAGCAAGUCACCAAAAAGAAUGGGCAUCUCAAUAUAAGGUCAACAUGUGUGUCCAAACAGUCUAGCACAGAAAGUAUCACAGAGGAAUUUUACAGGUUCAUGAUCAAAGAAAUGGACAACGAGAAUAAAGAUUACAGUGUAGCGAAAACUAAAGCAUGGAGUAACAGCUUCCUGGCCCCAUCUCCAAGAACAUCCUUCUGUGUCAGGCAGUCAUCAGUGCCAGACCGGAGAUCAUCAGACUCCAGACUUACCGUGAAUGCACCAGUGAAAGCCAAUUCUUUUGAUGGCUUUGCCCGAAAUGUGCAUGCGGAUGCCCUCAACAUAUACCCUGUUAACACGGUAUCAUCAACAGGCCUCUGCAAAUCAGAUUCCUGUUUGUACAAACGAGGUGGUAUUGACCAGAUAACGGACAUGCUCAUACAUGAGACGUGGUCUAGUUCCAUCGAAUCUUUAAUGCGUAAAAAUAAAAUUAUUGUGGACGAAGAUGACAGUAUGGAUCUUGAUCAGCCUGAAAAUGGAUCACAGAUGCAUGUUGAGCAAUUUGCAAGCAGGCUGGCGGCUGACAUUGUUGAAAGAGGGACAUCUUCAAUUGGGGGGCAGCAGGGCCCUGUUGAUUGCCAGCUGCCCAUCCCUGUGGCAGAAAAGAGACGGUGUUUCAGGAGCAAGACACAGUCACAUUUUAAGAAGCCUGCUAUAGACAAAAUCCAGACCCAGGAAAAGAAGCCUACUGUAUCUAAUGAUUCUGCAUGCAUUGCCUCUCCUCCUUGCUGCCCAAGGGAAGUGCCUUUGAUUCACAUAGAGAUAGAUCAAAGGGAAGAGUUCAACGAAGACAUAGCAGCUUCUGCUAUCGCCACUGGGAAGCUGAAGACAGAGUAUCUUCCUGAUGAGAAGGACCCAGAACUGGUGUGUCAAAAAAACACUGAGCAGCCUUCUAUAAAUCAGAGCAGCCCUGCGUGUUACAAGACUUUAGUAACUGCAGUAGCUGACAAGGCAUCAGUAUCAGAGGAAUGUCCCACCCUUAGCUGCAGCGAUGACAGCACAGGAAGCUGGUCUCAGAUCGCCAAUGAAGACGACCCUCCUGAGGAUACCAGUAGCUAUUUACAGCUAAGUGAGGGCAAUGGGAACAGCAGUGCAUCCAGCAGCCUUGUUCUUGUGGAUCUCGAAGGUUUACAGGAAACUGUUUCACCAUGCCCAUUGAUAAGUAAAAUAGUGGAAGAAAAGAAGAUACUUAAAGAAAAUCAAGACAAUUUGGAUGAAUGUACAUCUGGACUAUCCGUAGGAAUAAACAGCUGCCACAAGGAUCUGCUGGUGAUGAACUUUGACCUGGAGCCCGACUGUGUGGACUCAGAGCUUCGGGCUACCUUACAGUGGAUAGCUGCUUCAGAACUUGGGGUUCCAACCAUCUACUUUAUCAAAUCUCAGGAGAAGAGGAUAGAAAAGUUCCUGGAUGUGGUGCGUUUUGUUCAGCAGAAGGCUUGGAAUGUUGGAGACCUCUUCCGUGCAGUUGUCCAGUAUUGCAAACUACAAGAAGAAAAAGCUGAUGCUGUUUCAAGCCUUUUUGACUGGCUCCUGGAUUUGAGCUAAGCAAACAAAUGUACAUUUAAACAGAUUUGAUAUCAGCUCAAAUUUAGCGACAUCAUGGACUUUAUGUUAAUGAUCCCAGAAUUUAUGGCAGUGUUAUUAAGAAUAGAUAACCCAGCAUAUUUUAAUGUGUUUAGUAAUUUUAAUUCUGACAGGAUUGAGGCACCAGCGAUAAAGGUUUAUUACAUGAUCUACCAACUUUAACAUGAUUAUUUCUUGCAUCGAAUUGAACAGGUUAUGAAAAAUAUACUGGAAAAAGGUACUCGAUAAAGCUAAUGUGUGACUUUUAGGGUUGUGGUGUGAAGACCCACUGCUGUUUAGAUCAUUAAAAUGCAACCAAACAAGAUUAACGAUUUUAAUGAAAAAUCCUGUGAGCAGUGUUCACUUUCAGUUGUCGAAAUUCUAAAUCCUAAUUUGGCGAUCUGGAAGAAAACACUUUGAUCUGCUCAAGUAUGAUUCCGUAUUUUCAACUGUUUGCAGGUGAACAACAUCACUAGGUGGUGGUUGCAGUUUCAAGCCAACUUCUUUUGAGAUUAGGAUUAUUAUUAAAAUACAGGGUGGAUUUAGCAAGAUCUCCUGAUGUUUAUAUGGUUAAAACACUGCCCCAUUGUGUUUAAAUUGUGCAAGGUUUAUUAAGAAUGUGAAAUAUGUCCUUGGUUUUGUUGGAAACUGUGAUCUGAUUAGUAUAAACAGGCAGAAAGAACGCUUGUUGAUUUUGAAGAUGGUGGUGUUCAUUUGUAAAGUAAUUUUUGAAGAAGUCUCUGAAAAUUUGAGUGCAAAAUUAAAUGAGUAUUCGCCUUCUAAGGUUAGCAUGAUACCCUUACUAAAACAACGCACGAAAAACCAAACAUAAAAAGUUUUGGUAAUAGUUGGCCAAUUGCAACAAGCUUGAGAAUGUGGUCUUUGGUUCUGUACUAAAUUGAGUACUAGCUGGUAUCUGCGGAUCAUCUCUAGCUCUUACUAUCUAAGUACCAACUGCAAUGAAAAAACACAGUGAACAAAGGUCAUGAUCAGUACAGACCUCAAGGAUAAACUGAUUAUCUCUACGUCGUGUAUGGGAAAUACAUUCAUUAAUACACUUCCUAUGAAUAAAAGAGACAUGUUACAAUAAGUUUUAAAACUAAACCUAUUUUAAAAGAUAUUAAGGUACCUUUUCAGCACUGAUAAGGGUGAGACAUAUAAGGUGUCAAUUAAAUAUAUCUAUAACACUCACUACAAAGAUAUUUCGUACUGUAGUUGAAUAGAAUAGUUAACAGAAGUGUGAGAAACAGUCCUACCAGAAUUACUAACCAAACAUUUGUCUAAUUUUAUAACAAUGUUUCUUUGUAGUGCCACGCAAUAAAAUCCAGAAGAUUGCAAAUAUCAUUUAAUUAAGUAACACAUACACAACACAGAAUUGUUGUAUCACUAUACAAUGGAUGGAAUUUAAUGUCAUUGUAUGUUCAGAAUUAUGUUUAGCUAGAUGCUUUAUUAAAUAAAAAUGUAACAUGUUGCUUAAUAUGUUGAAAUAAACAUCAAAGGGUUAUAUUCAAAGUAAGUUACUACAGCUCUUAGUCAAAAAGAAUCACUGAAUUUACUUAUUAGUUUACUGUUCUCUCGGGGACAGACAACUGAUACGUUGUGUUUGUUGCAAUUCAGAACAUCUUAAACCUACACACAGACUAUCUGUAGGCGCUUGAUUAGCUGAAACUGUCCUGAAGACUAUUGGGCUGGCCACAGGUACACUACUUUUAGUUUGUUGCAAUUGACCAAAUUAGUUCAAUUUUAAAUGCUUGAUUUAGAAGAAUCUGCAGAUGUGUAUCACCAAAAGUCUUCAAAUUGUCCUUACUCUGAAAUUUAAAAAAAAAAAAAAAAAAUGUGAUAAAAAUUAUGUAAUUUGUUUAC
Polyodon spathula (Mississippi paddlefish) is the source of this 7276-nucleotide messenger RNA. Its product is annotated as A-kinase anchor protein SPHKAP-like. Lineage: Eukaryota; Metazoa; Chordata; Actinopteri; Acipenseriformes; Polyodontidae. The record is from RefSeq and is a predicted model, not a curated record. The coding region runs from base 266 to 5395 and encodes 1709 amino acids. Gene Ontology annotation, cellular component: cytoplasm. Gene Ontology annotation, molecular function: protein kinase A binding. The transcript is spliced from 13 exons.